AUGGGCAAUUACUAUUACAACAUGGCUGUAACAGUGCUCUUGGUCAUGAACUUUGAGAGGACAGGAGCAGUACAGGAUUCCUGUGGGGACUGCCCAGCUGGUACUUUCUGUGAGAAGAACAAGAAUCAGAGAUGCAUUCCUUGUCCUGCAAAUAGUUUCUCCAGCAUCGGUGGACAGAAGGCCUGUAACAUAUGCAGGCAAUGUGAAGGUGUUUUCAGGACCAGGAGGGAGUGCUCCUCCACCAGCGAUGCGGAGUGUGAGUGUAUCCCAGGGUUCCACUGCUUGGGGGCAGGAUGCACCAUGUGUCAAAAGGAUUGCAAACAAGGUCAAGAAUUAAAAGAAGAUGGUUGUAAAGACUGUUGCUUUGGGACAUUUAAUGAUCAGAAACAUGGCAUCUGUCGCCCCUGGACAAACUGUUCUUUGGAUGGAAAGUCUGUUCUUAUGAAUGGGACAAAGGAAAGGGAUGUGGUAUGUGGACCACCUGCGGUUGACCUCUUUCCAGGUACAUCCUUGGUCACUGUUCCUGCUCCUGGGAGAAAGCCAGGUCACCAUCCCCAGAUCAUCACCUUCUUGCUUGCACUGACAUCAGCUGCUGUGUUUUCCCUGGUGGUGUUCCUCGUACUUCAUUUCUCUGUUGCUAAAUGGGGCAGAAAGAAACUCCUGUAUAUAUUCAAGCAACCAUUUAUAAAACCAGUACAAACUGCCCAAGAGGAAGAUGGCUGUAGCUGCAGAUUUCCAGAAGAAGAAGAAGGAGACUGUGAACUGUGA
Orycteropus afer afer is the source of this 768-nucleotide messenger RNA. Lineage: Eukaryota; Metazoa; Chordata; Mammalia; Tubulidentata; Orycteropodidae. The record is from RefSeq and is a predicted model, not a curated record.